AACUCACUAUUUGGAAGAGCAAAGAGUAGAAGAGAGGCAAGAUGUUCCGUCCAUUUCUUGCUUGUUUUUUUGUGUUGGCCUUUGGACAACUUCUGGUGGUCCAGGCCCUAAAGCUGGGAAAACAGGAACACCUGGAGGAAAAAAAAGCUGAACUCCAGGAGGUUGCUGCUUCUCGUUUAAAACCUGUGCCAGGAUCAAAUAACCUUCUGAAACAUGUACUUUUGGUGAAAAGAGAUGCUCCUGAACAAAUGAAUCAAGGUGAAGGUGAAAAUGAGCAGGAAGCAGGAAGAGGAAAAGGAAAAGGAAAAGGAAAGGGGAAAGGAAAAGGAAAAGGAAAAGGAAAAGGAAAAGGAAACGGAAGAGGGAAAGGGAAAGGAAAAGGAAAAGGACAAGGAAAAGGAAAAGAUGUCCAGGUAAGAAAAGGGGUUAAAUCCAAAAAAGACCCAUCUAUCUAUCAUUCCCAUAUCUUCUAGCUUUGAUCCUCUGCUGUGCCACAAACAACCCAGAACCAAUGUUUAAAACAAACUCCCAAAUGUAGCUUAUGCUGUAAAUGCAGCAACUUGGUCUUUAAUUAACCUGGUUAGGUAUAUUUGAGCAAACCCAGUUGGGCAGCAAGCUGCAGAUGCAAUUUAUUGUAUUCCCCUCCCUUGCGGGCAUUAUAAUUCUCAGCUUGUCUAGCAAGGAUGA
Notechis scutatus (mainland tiger snake) is the source of this 687-nucleotide messenger RNA. Lineage: Eukaryota; Metazoa; Chordata; Lepidosauria; Squamata; Elapidae. The record is from RefSeq and is a predicted model, not a curated record.